AUGGGAAUCGUCGAUAAAGCUUUUUACCUGAAAGUUGAAAAGUUGCAAAGUUCAGGAGGGUUUAGCGCGAACCUCUCUGGGACCCACCCGCGCCCCGGCCCGCAGGGCGCUUACUCCCUGGGGACCUACCCCCAAGGAAGACAGUCCUGGCGGACGUGCGGGCGUUCCGCGCAGCGAAUUGGCCCUGGGAGUGUUUGGGGAAACGGAGCCCGGCACCUCGCAGUUCCCGGGUUUCCCGCGCGUUGCUGGCGGCUGGGCCAGACCGCCCCCGGCCGCGCCCACUUGGCGCGGAGCCGCCCCUCCGCGGGCGCGGACGGCGAGGCGACCCCGGCGGCCGUGGGAGCAGCUGUGCGCGAUGGCGGUGCCUCCUGGACCGGCCCCAGCCGCGGAGGCGCCGCCGCGCCGACUAGAAGCGCUCGCCUCGGAGCCCGGCCCGGUGAGAGCAAGCGGGGGCGUCGAGGGCGGAUGCGUGCGGAGGAGGGGCGGCCUGCGUCCCCGGGGCUGGAGGGCGGCGCGUCGCAGCCCCUCGCCCAGCCUGGCCGCGCUGCGGGACGGACCGCCCCUCUGGGGGCUUUGGCAGUUGAUAGCGACGAGGCUGAGGAUACCGGGGCGCCCCACAGAGAACCGGGUCCUAGACGAGUGAGGAAACUCGCUGGGUUCAUUCAACGCGGCGGGACCGGCGCCCGUCUCUGGUCUGAUUCCCAGACCAGGGCUCUUGUCCGGGCCACCGCAGGCCCCCCCGGAGGUCCCCGAGCCCUGGGCAGGUGGGGCUUCAGCCGUGCGUCGAGGAGGCCGCCUCCCUUCCCCAGUCACCCGCGAAGCCUGGCGUCGCCCAGGCACCAGGCCCUCCUGGGGAGACGGACCCCAGGGAUGGCCUUCCCGGCAGCUGGAAGCUGGCGGUGUCCUCGGUGCCUCCCCAUGCCCUCGCGAGGGGCUGCGCACGACAGCAGAGCUGAUCGCCUCUCUUUCUGUACGAAGGUGUGCUAUGGCAUUGGUGGGGUCCCCAACCAGGUGGCUUCCAGUGCCACAGCCUUUUACCUACAGCUCUUCCUGCUUGAUGUGGCACAGAUCCCUGCUGCUCAGGUGUCACUGGUCCUGUUUGGAGGGAAAGUGUCUGGGGCAGCUGCCGACCCAGUAGCUGGGUUCCUCAUCAACAGGAGCAGGAGGUCCAUGUCAGGACGACUCACGCCCUGGGUGCUGGGCUGCACCCCCUUUGUCGCCGUGGCCUACUUCUUCCUGUGGUUCCUGCCCCCUAUCACCAGCCUGCGCGGCCUCUGGUACACAACCUUCUACUGCCUGUUCCAGGCCCUGGCCACGUUCUUCCAGGUGCCCUACACGGCGCUCACCAUGCUCCUGACGCCCAGCCCGAGGGAGCGGGACUCGGCCACCGCCUACCGGAUGACCCUGGAGAUGGCGGGGACGCUGAUGGGGGCCACCGUGCAUGGGCUCAUCGUGUCAGGUGCCCACGGGCCCCACAGCUGCGAAGACACUGUGGUCCUCGAGCCAGCCGCCGUCUCCCCAGAUGCCGCUUGUCUCUACUCCAUUGCCGCCGCCGUGGUGGUCGUGAUUUACCCUGUGUGCAGUGGUCUGCUCUGCCUAGGGGUGAAGGAGCGGCCAGACGCCGCUGCCCCAGCCUCAGGCCAAGGCCUGAGCUUCCUGGCUGGCCUGGGCCUCACUGCCUGCCACCCACCCUUCCUGAAGCUGGUGGUCUCCUUCCUGUUCAUCUCAGCUGCUGUUCAGGUGGAGCAGAACUACCUGGUCCUGUUCUGUACACACGCCUCCCGGCUGCACGACCAUGUCCAGAGCCUGGUGCUAACCAUCCUGGUCUCGGCCGUGCUGAGCACCCCGCUGUGGGAGUGGGUGCUCCAACGGUUUGGGAAGAGGACCACGGCCUUCGGGAUCUGUAUGAUGGUGCCUUUUGCAAUCUUGCUGGCUGCUGUGCCCACAGCACCCGUGGCAUAUGUCGUGGCCUUUGUAUCCGGCGUGAGCAUUGCUGUGUCCUUGCUGCUACCCUGGUCCAUGCUGCCCGACGUGGUGGAUGACUUUCAGCUGCAGCACCGGCACGGGCCAGGCGUGGAGACCAUCUUCUAUUCCUCCUACGUCUUCUUCACGAAGCUUUCAGGCGCAGGUGCCCUGGGCAUCUCCACCCUCAGUCUGGAGUUCGCGGGGUACAAGGCCGGAGCCUGCCAGCAGGCGGAGGAGGUGGUGGUUACGCUCAAGGUCCUCAUCAGUGCUGUGCCCACCUGCAUGAUCCUCGCCGGGCUGUGCAUCCUCAUGGCCGGCCCCGCUCCAAAGGGGCCGAGCCAGGACACCUCCCGCCAGCCGAGCCUUCGGAGGUGGGCCCCCGAGCACACGGGCACACACAGGCGGGCACAGGGACGCGCACUGACAUGGGACUAA
Molecule: messenger RNA, 2400 nt
Organism: Propithecus coquereli (Coquerel's sifaka)
Lineage: Eukaryota; Metazoa; Chordata; Mammalia; Primates; Indriidae
Gene: MFSD2B
Product: major facilitator superfamily domain containing 2B
Exons: 14
Coding region: 1-2400 (799 amino acids)
Biological process (GO): carbohydrate transport
Cellular component (GO): membrane
Molecular function (GO): sphingolipid intramembrane carrier activity; symporter activity
Source: RefSeq, a predicted model, not a curated record